Molecule: messenger RNA, 817 nt
Organism: Dufourea novaeangliae
Lineage: Eukaryota; Metazoa; Arthropoda; Insecta; Hymenoptera; Halictidae
Gene: Mic26-27
Product: MICOS complex subunit Mic27
Exons: 6
Coding region: 70-807 (245 amino acids)
Biological process (GO): cristae formation
Cellular component (GO): MICOS complex
Source: RefSeq, a predicted model, not a curated record
ACUAAUUUAUAAAUGAAUUAUAACUUGUAAAUAGGAUUCAUUAUUUAAGAAAAUUUUGUUUAUUACGACAUGCAGAAAGCAAUGUUGUUCAAGAAAUUUUUGAUGCCCUGUGGACUAUGUGCUGCAGUACCAGCAAUGAAACCUGUCAGUCCAUCAGAAGAUCAUACUAAGCCAUGUAGUACUGAAUUGCAACCAAAAAAAUUAAUAAAACCAUCUGAACUACCCAUUUAUUCUAUUGAAGAUGGGUAUUCUAAACAGAUGCCAUGUGCAGAGUAUCCUCCAUCUGUUGUAGAGGAAAAUAUUAGAAAAGUACGUAAAUCAAUACAAGGAUUAAAAGUCAUAUUUGAUGGUCUUUCCCAGAAUGUUUCAUCAAGUAUUAAUAAUUUUAAGUUUAUAAUUGAUUACCUUAAAGACGAAAGUAAUCUUUGGCCACGAGCUGGAGCUGUUGGUAUUGGAGGCCUAUCAGGAUUGGUACUAGGUCUUAGAGGAGGAUUUUUUAAAAGAUUUCUAUAUACCACAGCAGGUGCUGGUACUGUUGGGGCUGUUUGUUUCCCUAAAGAGACAAAAGAAGCAUUUAAUGUAGUGGAACACUAUGGAAACAUUGGUUAUAAUUUCAUAUAUGGUGUGAAACCAGGAGAUGACAAACCGGAAAUUUCAUUUAAAGAGUUACCAUUAGUGAAAAGUGUACUCGAAUCAGAAUAUUUUCAGAUACUAACUCGACCUUUUGAACAGAAAGUGUCGAAUACUGCAACUGAGAAAAAGGAGGUAAAUCCACUUGAAGGUAAAGCAGAACUGAAAAAGGAAUGAACCAUUUUAU